AGUGCUGAAAACAAAAGAUGGGAUCAGGAGCCAGUACCUUAACUCCACCAUCCUCCCCAGAACCUGAAAGUCCUGUAACAGUAAGAAGACGUGCACGUUCAUCUCAAGCAGUCAACCAGAACAACAGGCAUUUGAUAAGAACAAAUGAAGUAGCUCCGAUCAUCAUUCAUAACUGUAGAGAAGAAUUUCAGCAUGUCUCUGACUUUAAAGAGCCUAUUGUGUUUGGGAGUAUUGCUGAUAAUAUGCCAGAACAUGCCCUUAUAAAGGGUAAAUAUUUCUUGGUAAAAGAUAUUCCACAGAAAACAGACAGAAAAUAUGAGUUUUACAGGGCUCCAAACUUCAGAAAAGCAUGCCCUCAUUUGCCUGUAUGGGCAUGUGGUCAACCAACAGAACGAGGUCUGUCAACUAUACUGGAUAGUUUGUCUAAUGAGGGUUUCACUGACAUUUUGUUAUUCAAUCUGAGAGAAGAACCUGUAUUAUUUGUUGACUCUGGCUCAGACAUGCUACCAUAUACCAUUCGAGACCGGGAUACCUUAGAAAGCCUUGUCUUACUUGGAAGAAGUCCACAGGAGGCAGAUGAAGCAGAAGCCAGAGUUAGAAAAGAGGUGAUAGAUCUAGCCAUCUUGAAUGAUAAAAACAAAUUUUAUUUCUAUGGGGAUAUAGAAAAUCCACAGAAAGAGCUUAGAGAGCUUACAGUUCAGUAUGAGGAUAAUUUACUGGUUUCCGAGGAAGUGUAUUCCAGACACAUGUUGUGCUCACACAGUGUCAGAUUUAAAAGAUUAUGCUUUCCAUUAGAAGCUUCUCCGACAGAUGAAGAUAUUGAUGACUUUUUGAAUGUAUUUAAGGAAUGUCCAAAGUUUUUUGAGAAAUCCAAAUCAUGUAAUCCAGGUUUGCUGUUUACCUGUAAUUCUGGUCAGGACAGGGCUACAGUUGGAUCUAUUAUGGGAUGUCUUGUGCUUGCACAAAAAUAUGGCUUCCCUCAGGAUCUAAAUAGAUCUCCACAUCAAUCAUCAAAGAAAUUUAACAGUUUACAGAAAGGGGACUACUACUCUGUCCGAAAACUUGUCAGAAUAAUUCCUAAUGGUGUCCAUAUCAAAAACCAGGUUGAUCAGCUGAUUGACCACUGUUCAGAAUACUGUCAUCUCAGAAUUCUCAUAUAUGAUCUUGUACAGAAGCUGGAGAGAAUAGAAAGGAAUGGCUCUCAAAAAACAAAUGAUUUGAUAGACAGAUUGUUUACAAGGUGUUGUCAUUUGUUAGAGAGAUAUGUGUUUCUUAUAUGUUUCAAUGCAUACUUAACAGAACAGUUUCCACAGUGGUUCUCUUUGAGUUUUAGCCAAUGGAUGCAAAGACAACCCGGAUUGACAAGAAUACGUGGAAAUGUUGGCUGUCCAGAUAUACAAGUACCUGUUGAUUUAUUAUUUACUGGACAACAUUAUCUGGUGGCAGAUGAAUACAUUGGUUUAGAUGUAUUAAGUACUCAGUCAGAUGUUAUGGUCUCAAACUUCAGACGGAUAAAUAUUAAAGGCUUUCCCAUCUAUGGAAUGGCACAACCAGCCAGACAUGGAGUGACAAAAGUAACAAACCACCUUUUAAGUAGGAAAGUAGGUCACACUUUCUUAGUUUUGAUUAACCUGAGAAAUGAUUGCUCCAUAGAACUAGAUGGUAAUACCUACAGCAUCAGAGACUCAGUAUGGCUAGAGGAACCAAUUACACAUCCACUAUUACAUAGUCAAGAAUUAGAGGAAAUAGGGGAAGAAAUAAAGAAAGCCAUUAAAACACAUAGAUCAGUUGAGGUUUACCAUGAGUUAUCUGAGCCGUCAGAGGUCAUUGAGGUCAGUAGUAUAUUGACCCCACAAGAGCUGGCAUUACAACAGAAAUUACAGACGUUAGAUAUGCAGUACUACCGAGUACCUCUGACCCAUGAUACAACACCCUGUGAACAGGACUUUGAUGACAUAUCAUCUGUGAUCUGUGAGCAUUGUUUAAAGAACCAACCAAUCAACAACACAGCUUUUUUGUUUUACUGCAGGACAGGCAAAAAUAGAACGACACUAGCUAUGGCUAUAGCUGGUUUAAUUAUGUGUCAUAUACAGGGGUUUCCAAAAGGAGCUAAUAUCGGUGAACAAGAAAGAGUUUCCUGUCCGAAUGCACAGUAUACAAAAGGAGAUUUUAUGAUUGUACAAAAACUGGUUAGACUAUUACCAAAAGGCCAACAAAUAAAACGAGAGGUUGACUUUAUUCUUGAUGAAAUAUUUGAAACGAUGUCACCUAUGCAUUUCCAUAUAAGAGAGGUUAUAUUUGUGAUAUAUAACAAGAUCAAAAAUGCCAAGAAUGAUGAAGACAAACAACACUUGAAACAACAGAGUAUAGAUGCCCUGGAAAGAUAUCUGUAUCUAAUAAUGUUCAAUGCUUAUCUUCAUCAUGAUAAGAAAAUACAGUGGUCUAGAUCCUUCAGUGAAUGGAUGAAAAAGGUUGCUGUGAAAAUUGGGGUUUAUCAGUUACUUGACAAUUUGGGUUUCUAUGACUUUGAGAAAGUCCCUACAUCAUUUAAGACAAUGAAAGAGCGAUGGAGUAAUCGUGGACAGAAUUUACCAUUUCAGGGGUCAUUCGUCUAGGUGAUCAUAUUUCCUGGAAAUAUAAAUAAUGACAGAAUUUAUGAAGUGAAGAUAUUAUAAUUAUGUGAUAUUAAAUUAAUGCAGUUUGUGAUUUUAUAAGAUAUGUUUAUCAAAAUGAAAGUUUUCAAACAAUUGUUAUGACAUCCCUAGUUUACCUUGUACAUACUACUGGUUAAUGGAUACAAGAUUAAUUGCAUGUUCCGUCAAAUGGUUAUAUUGUGAACCUCAAGAAGACAUUUUAUAUGAAUUUGAAAGGAUAAGAUAUACUUUUCUCUUUACCAGAAUCCUCCCUCAUCAGUAAAAUAAAUUUCUCUUUUACAGUU
This is a messenger RNA of Mytilus californianus (California mussel), 2938 nucleotides long. RefSeq names its product paladin-like. Lineage: Eukaryota; Metazoa; Mollusca; Bivalvia; Mytilida; Mytilidae. Bases 18 to 2615 code for a protein of 865 amino acids. The record is from RefSeq and is a predicted model, not a curated record. The transcript is spliced from 20 exons.